AUGACACAGUUAUUAGAGACAUUUCGUCUAUUUGAUUCAAACGAUGAUGGUUUCAUUAGUUUCGAUGAGUUACGAAAUGCUUGGCACCGCUUAUGUAUACCAAUAAAUGAUGAUGAAUUAAGAACAAUUGUUGAACGAAUUAGUAGUAAAAAAAAUGAAUGUCGUAUAUCAUUUGAUGAUUUUCAGACAUUAAUGUUAUCGUAUCAAACAAAACAAACAAAAAGAAAAAAUGAUAAAACGGCAUAUCUUGAUGAAACAUUUCAAGCAUUCGAUAAAAAUCGUGAUAAUUACAUAAGUGCAGAAGAAGUAUGUCAGACAAUGCAACAGUUGGGAGAAAAUUUAACCUUGGAAGAAGCAAAAGCAAUGGUAAAAUUAGCCGAUAGAAAUCAAGAUGGCAAGUUAUCAAAAGAUGAAUUUGCUGAAUUACUCCAAAAUUUACAGAAUAAUUCCAUUUCACCCUAA
Messenger RNA from Didymodactylos carnosus, 462 nucleotides. Lineage: Eukaryota; Metazoa; Rotifera; Eurotatoria; Philodinida; Philodinidae. The record is from the annotation of a GenBank genome assembly.